UCUAGUUACAAAGCUAUCUACUAGGAAUUAAAAAUGAGAGUUGCAAAAAUAAGUAUCUGAAAUAUUAAGAGAGAUACUGUUGAAAAAGCUGGUUUUUUGUGAAUGCAUGCCACAAUUUGAGAACAGAGGCUAUUUUUAUGGACAACCAUUUAUCUUGCUUUCAACGUGGAGAAAAAGGACUGCAACAGACUUCAACCUGUUCUUUGAUAAGUCAUCGAUAGGGAACACUGCAUAAACACCUGAAAAAAUGUUAUAAAAUAGAAAGAAACAAUACAAGUGAAGAUGCUGUGAGAUUUAAUAAUAGGAAAGAAGAGAAGUGAACAUAUCCUGGAGUUCGUCUUGUGAAAAGGAUUGAAGUGGCUCACACUGGAGAAAAUCACUCAAAUGCUAGUAUUUUGAGUGAAAAAAUGAAUUGUAUACGACAUGAAAUGACCCACGCUGGAGAAAAACCAUUUGAAUGCCUGUACUCUGAAAAGAGUUUUUGUGUUGAAGAGAGUUGUAUACGGCAUGAAAUGAUCCAUACUGAAGAAAAACCAUUCAAAUGCCAGUAUUGUGAAAAGGGUUUCAAUGUUAAACGGAAUUGUAUAAGGCAUGAAUUGAUCCACACUAGAGAAAAAAAAUUCAAAUGCCAGUAUUGUAAAAAGAGUUUUAGUGAAAAAAGGAAUUGUAUACGACACGAAAGGACCCACACUGGAGAAAAACCAUUUGAAUGCCAGUAUUGUGAAAAGAGCUUCAGUACUAAACAGAGUUGUAUACGACAUGAAAUGAUCCACACUGGAGAAAAACCAUUCAAUUGCCAGUAUUGUGAAAAGGGUUUUAAUGUUAAAGAAAAUUGUAUAAGGCAUGAAAUGAUCCACACUGGAGAAAAAAUAUUCAAAUGCCAGUAUUGUAAAAAGAGUUUUAUUGAAAAAAUGAAUUGUAAACAACAUGAAAGGACUCACACUGGAGAAAAACCAUUUGAAUGCCAGUAUUGUGAAAAGAGCUUUAGUACUAAACAGAGUUGUAUACGGCAUGAAAUGAUCCACACUGGAGAAAAAACAUUCAAAUGCCAGUAUUGUGAAAAGGGUUUUAAUGUUAAACAAAACUGUACAAGGCAUGAAAUGAUCCACACUGGAGAAAAAAUAUUCAAAUGCCAGUAUUGUAAAAAGAGUUUUAUUGAAAAAAUUAAUUGUAUACGACACGAAAGGACUCACACUGGAGAAAAACCAUUCAAAUGCCAGUAUUGUGAAAAGAGCUUUAGUAUUAAACAGAGUUGUAUACGGCAUGAAAUGAUCCACACUGGAGAAAAAAUUUUCAAAUGCCAGUAUUGUGAAAAGGUUUUUAAUGAAAAAAUGAAUUGUACACGACACGAAAGGACUCACACCGGAGAGAAACCAUUUGAAUGCCAGUAUUGUGAAAAGAGCUUUAGUAUUAAAUAUAGUUGCAAACGGCAUGAAAUGGUCCACACUGGAGAAAAACCAUUCAAAUGCCGGUAUUGUGAAAAUAGUUUUAGUGUAAAAAGUAAGUGGAAACAACAUGAAAUGAUUCACACUGCCAUUUCACUUCAGUCUAUAAAAAAGGAAUUACAAGUGGAGGAUGUACAACAUGACCCUAUGAUUUCAAUACAGUCUGUAAAAAAGGAAUUUCAAAAAGAGCUUAACCCAUAUCAGACAAAGGAGGAGAGCAAAUCACAUACAGAACCUGUAGUGAAAAUGGAGUUUAAUGAUAACAACACUCCAGGAGUGAGACCUGAAAUAUAUCCUGUUGCUAUGUUUAGAAAUGUAUUUUCAAAUACUGAUGUUUGAUUUCUGAUCAAUCAUAAAAUAACAGGUUAAGUUGGGCAUUAAAUUUAAGAUUAAUUAUUGUAUGACUAAACGUUAAAACAAUAACAACCGAAGUUAAGAUUUCCUUUUUAAGUCAUUAAUUUUUUUUUUGAAAGAAAAAGUGUGACAGUUAACAGAAAUAAGCACCAAUACCACACAGUUGAAUCAAUUAAGAGUUGCACUGUCAUGCUAUUGUGUUUUACUCGAGUAGUUUUGCUGAGGUACACAAUACCAUCGUCAACAGUAGGGAUUUCAAUAACAGAUCAUUCACGAUCUCUUCAUAGUACCUAUAUUUACACAGACCAAGUUGCCCCUCAAUUUUUAUUGCAUAUUAAUGGAGAGUUAAUUUAAUUUGCUAGAGGUUUCAAUAAAAACUCACCAGCUGGCAAAUACUCGCCCAGGAACCAGCUGCCACACAAUGACACUGAGUGCGUAAUAGUAUGGUAUUUCACAAGUUAAAUUUUCGUCAGAGGGGGGACAUAAAAAUACUUUUUCCAAAAUAAUGGAAAAAUUUUCAAGACUGAGAGAGACAAGAAAGCAAUAAUGAUUGUUUUUAAUUGCUUUUCUUUUUCUGUUAUUGAAAUCCCUACUGUUGACAAUGCUAUUGUGUACCUCAGCAAAACUACUCCAGUAAAACACAAUAGCAUAACAGUUUGUCAGAUAAACCAAACUUACCUUUUUACAUAUCUUUUGUCCAUCAAUCACUGAAAAGUUCUUGUAUUCUCUAUUGCUUGUACAUAAAGUGCUGCUUCAGCCUUCAUUGAAAUGCUGAUUGGUUAAAAAUAAUGGGAAGAAGGGAAAAUGUUGCACUGAACUUAUUUAAGGUCAUGUGG
Molecule: messenger RNA, 2635 nt
Organism: Lingula anatina
Lineage: Eukaryota; Metazoa; Brachiopoda; Lingulata; Lingulida; Lingulidae
Biological process (GO): regulation of gene expression
Cellular component (GO): nucleus
Source: RefSeq, a predicted model, not a curated record